Lymnaea stagnalis (great pond snail) is the source of this 9262-nucleotide messenger RNA. Lineage: Eukaryota; Metazoa; Mollusca; Gastropoda; Lymnaeidae. The record is from the annotation of a GenBank genome assembly.
CGAGCCGUUCAUAUUGGCCAUGUGUUUAUUGCCCAAACCCCAGAGAGGGAAAAUAAGAGGAGCGGUGUGUAUGGGUGGGGGGACUUUCAACAAAUCUUAUCUUAUUUAAAAGUAUUUUUGAUGACUAAUCUUAUAAAAGAAAAAAAAAAUCAAUAUUGUCCAUUUAUUCCCACUGCCGAUUGAUAUUGUUAUAUAAGUCACAGCUAAUAAAAAAAAUUUUUUGUUUUAAACUUGAAGAAUUGUGACAAAAUUCCAACAGGCUCUAACCACACUGUGUUAUCGAUAUUUCCGAGAAACGGUAAUCACAUCGGGAAAACGUCAUUCACUUGCUUGGUAUUGAAAGGUGAGUAGGUAUAAGCUUACUCUAACUAAUGUAAGGUCAGUAGUUAUGGGCUUACUCUAACUAAUGUAUAGGUCAGUAGUUAAGGGCUUACUCUAACUAAUUUAAGGUCAGUAGUUAUGGGCUUACUCUAACUAAUGUAUAGGUCAGUAGUUAAGGGCUUACUCUAACUAAUUUAAGGUCAGUAGUUAUGGGCUUACUCUAACUAAUGUAUAUAUCAGUAGAUAUGGGCUUACUCUAACUAAUGUAUAGAUCAGUAGAUAUGGGCUUACUCUAACUAAUGUAUAGAUCAGUAGAUAUGGGCUUACUCUAACUAAUGUAUAGAUCAGUAGAUAUGGGCUUACUCUAACUAAUGUAUAGAUCAGUAGAUAUGGGCUUACUCUAACUAAUGUAUAGAUCAGUAGAUAUGGGCUUACUCCAGCUAAUGUAAGGGGCAGUGUACAGAUUAUAAGAUUUUUACCCAACCCCCAAAAAACCCUUAUAGCAUUAUAUUGUAUAACAUUUCUAGCAAGCCCCUCCAUACUUUCCAUUUUUUUUUUUUGUAAAAUAAAUAAAACAAAACCCAGAUCAAAAAAGUUGGUACUACAAACAUUUUGUUUAGAUCAUGUUUAUUUUUUCUAAACUGUCCCUGUUAACCGAAUAAUGAUUACACGGACAGUCCUGCAAGUCUCCGGGAAAGAUGUUUAAAGACUAGAAAUUACGACCUACAAUUAGAGAUAAGAAUCCUUUUUUUUUUUUUUCCAAAAUAAUGAUUAUUACUUCUCUAUUGCAUUAUAUAAUAUGUGGUCGUCCUCUAAAACUUCGAGACUGUUAGCAAUUAUUUUUCCCAUUCCUUGUAAGAACUUUUUCUAAAAUAGAUCAACUUUAGGAUAGUCCUCACUAAUUCCGACUAUUUUAUGUACAUUUCUUUACAUUGGGUAAGCUCCUGGUCAAUUUUAAGUUUGAACCUCCAUGACAUCCCUUUACAUGUCUUGACAUGACAUCCAUGUAGUCUACAUACCUUGACAUCCCUGUAGACUACAUCCCUUGACAUCCCUGUAAUCUACAUUCCUUGAUAUCCCCGUAGACUACAUCCCUUGACAUCCCUGUAGACUACGUCCCUUGACAUCCCUGUAGACUACAUCCAUUGACAUCCCUGUAGACUAUAACAUGUCUUGACAUCCCUGUAGAUUACAUGUCUUGACAUCCCUGUAGAUUACAUGUCUUGACAUCCCUGUAGACUACAUCCCUUGACAUCCCUGUAGAUUACAUGUCUUGACAUCCCUGUAGACUACAUCCCUUGAUAUCCCUGUAGAUUACAUGUCUUGACAUCCCUGUAGACUACAUCCCUUGACAUCCCUGUAGAUUACAUGUCUUGACAUCCCUGUAGACUACAUCCCUUGACAUCCCUGUAGAUUAAAUGUCUUGACAUCCCUGUAGACUACAUCCCUUGACAUCCCUGUAGAUUACAUGUCUUGAUAUCCUUGUAGAUUAAAUCCCUUGACAUCCCUGUAGACUAAAUCCCUUGACAUCCCUGUAGACUACGUCCCUUGACAUCCCUGUAGACUACAUGUCUUGACAUCCAUGUGGACUACAUGUCGUGACAUCCCUGUAGACUAUAACAUGUCUUGACAUUCCUGUAGACUACAUGUCUUGACAUGCCUGUAGACUAAUUGUCUUGACAUCCCUGUAAACUUCAUGUCUUGAAAUCCCUGUAGACUACUUUUCUUGACACCCAUGUAGACCACUUUUCUUGACACCCAUGUAGACCAAAUGUCUGACAUCCUUGUAGACUGCAUGUCUGCCAAUGACUUAUAAUUUGAUCACAUAAUCUUACCACCUAAAUUUAGCAUUCAGAUUAAUCGAGUGCUCUUAUCUUGCACUUAGUUUUGUUCUAUUCCCUGACACAAUGUAGUGACAUCGUGUAGGUUUCAACAUGAAUUGUUUUGCUGGUAUGCCAUCAUCUUUUGCAUCCUUUCUUCGUGGAACUUCCUUUUGCUUAUUUUUCAUCUUCAUUUAAAUAUGACCACACCAAUCAGCAAAUUCAGUUGCUUUGUUCUAAAACCGUUCAAAUUUAUUUGCUCUGUUCUCCAUCCGUUCAAAUUCAGAUGUCUCAGGCAAAGUGGUGAAAUCCAGGCAUUCUAUAGAACAAUAUUUUUUUUUAGGCCUUCUCAACAUUUUUAUGUUAGUCCCUUGUUGUUUACUGUUUAUUUUUUUUUAAAGUCAAAUACCUUUGUAUGUUAUUAUAAACUUUUCCUAAGCCCAUGUGGGCAAGGUGCACAAUGGCUUAUGUAUUUGAUAUUUGGAGUGAGAUCGUCAGGCAUUCUAUGUACAAUGUCUAGAUUUUUACACUUUGCUUGUAAUGCACAUAUUGUUUUCAAAUAGUUGAAUCAAUAGAGACGAUGUUACCAAACCUAACUAAUAAAAUCAAACAGAUUAAAGUUAAGUUAUUUUAAAUCAUUUAAAAAAAAUUAUACAGACACAAAGUAAUUCGGCCUACGCUGCACAUAAGUCGGGAUAUCCCGGUGCGGCAGCAUUGUCCCCGCGGCGACCCGACCGGUUUGUUAUCCUGUCCCUAUUUCAAUCUCAAUUAUUUAAAAUUAAAAUUCGGCAUGUGUAUUUAUCAAAUUUAAUAUUUAAUGUAUCUAAGCUAAACUUGCGUGCAAAGGAGUGACCAGCUCCAAGCUUUUAUUAUGCAACGUGCGCUAAUUUAUGAAUGAGUCCACGUGUAAAUUUGAGGCCUGGGACACAAGGUCCGCCUGCAACCUACGACCCCUGGUGUAGAAAGAUGGGGUGGAGGAGGUGGUCCGCCUCAGGCUGCACCCAUAGUAGCUACGCCCACUGCCUAAUGACCCCUCUCCCAAAAAGAGUACGACCAGAAAGUCAGCAUAUUUUCGUGACUAAAAUAAACUCCCAAUGACUAAAUAGGACAGAGGUUUUGGACUAAGAGAAUAAAGACAUUACUUUUUUUUGAAGGAAUCAAGUGAGACAUAAAGAAUUAUGAAUUUUCUUUAUCUCUCCUAGCAUCCACAACGUCAGAUCAUUCUAAUAUGCCUAUAAGGUCUCUCCUAGCAUCCACAACGUCAGAUCAUUCUAAUAUGCCUAUAAGGCCUCUCCUAGCAUCCACAACGUCAGAUCAUUCUAAUAUGCCUAUAAGGUCUCUCCUAGCAUCCACAACGUCAGAUCAUUCUAAUAUGCCUAUAAGGUCCUCCCACUGGUCCAGCUUUCUACCCUUAAGACUCUGGUUAGCCUACAUAUAACUAUGUCAUAUAGCCUACAUAUAACUAUGUCAUAUAGCCUACAUGUAACUAUGUCAUACUUUUUGAAGCAAAGGGACUGGAGCGCUUAAUAUCCUUCGUAUGAUUGGCGCUAAGAAAUAUCUCCCAGUGCCCAAGGCUACGCCACUGUCCAGUCAGUACAGUCUAGUACAGAAUAUCAAUCAUGCAUGAAUAGGGCUUUUUAAGAAUGUAUAAAUAACAACGUUAAAUUAUUGGAACUUGUCCAGAAACUCUGUAAGAAAAGCCAUGCAGAUAGGUCUAUGAAUCCGCUGCAGGUCAAGAAACAUGACGAAAUGAGGGGGGGGGGGGACCCAAUAUAACCGACCAGGGCCCACUAUACCUUCAGGCGUCCAUUUAAAAUUUGCUAUCUUCAGAUGUACAAAAGAUAAGAUAUGAACAUCGUGGGUUAAACGAACACAGAUGCCCCCACUUUCCCUGGAACCCCCGAUAGAUUCAGCCAUCGUCAUAUAUAUUCAUUUAAAGGUACCUUUUANUUUUUUUUUUUUUUUUUUUUUUUUUUUUAAUUUUUUAACUAAUUUAAAUUAUUUAUUUUAGUUGAAUUUUAAUAAAAAUUUAAUGACACUAUCUCCGAGAUUUAAAAAAAAAAAAAAAAAAAUUGUGGUACCCACUUUCCUAAGCCCCAACCACAGUCAACGACAUUCCACUGGUAUGACUUUAAACGUGUCACUUUAUUAAAAUAAAAAGCACAAGAAAUGUAUUUCAAUGGCUCCGACGGCCAAAAAUAAAGCUUACCGCAAUCUAUCUCUCUAUGCUGUAUAAUGAAGAGACUUUUCGGACACACUGCCAAAAUCAAUUUCUUUAAAAGCCCAAAGCUCUGGAACUUUGAAAUAAGGAUUCCCAUUAUCGCCUCAUGUACAUUUGAUGACCACCUUACGACAUAUGAUCUAGGAAAAAAGUUACGUCAUGUUUUAGGGGGAAUACCCGUUAUUUGUUUCUUUAGCCGUCGACAUUUGUUCACACGUAAUGUUCGUUAAGAAGUAGGAAACAUUAAGUUUGGCAGGGAGGUGGCUGGGGUAUGAGGUUGCGUUUUGCUGAAACGUAUACGACGGACAGGCCCGGCACCUGGUGGGACUCAGUGUAAAUAAACAAACCCCACCUGAUCACGUCGUGACUCGCGACCGUGUCGAACUGACCAACGCGGUUCUGUGACCAGGCAUAACAAUCACGCUUCUGUUGGUUUCCGCUUGUGUAACGGGAAGGUAAUCUGUCUGGAAGGCGAUGUACCAUGUUCUUAGGAAUAUCGUAUUGGAAACAAUAUGAUAGUCUAACUUCUUGAAAGGGAUUCUCGGCGUUUGUUUGUGUUGGUUUUUUUGUUUUUGUUUUGUGUUUUUUGGUGCACAAAUUCAAAUAACAGGACUUUAAACUUUAAAGGUAUCUUUUUUUUUUUAAUGUUUAGAUUGGUGAAAUCUAUGUAUUAAUUUCUUGUUUUAAAAACAAGAACGACUUUACAGUUAAACUUCUAAUAAUAUUAGUUGAUAUUUCGUUAAUAAAAUGAUAGAAAGGUGCCAAAAGGCGAGUGAGAACAGCAUUCGGGGGGAAAUAUCACACAGUUGUGUUGUUCGGCUUGCUUAAAAAUUGUACUAGAUGAUAUUCAAUGAGCCCAGUGCUUACUGCCAAAUGACCACAAUCCCGUCGUUGAAGUUUAAAAUCUAUAUUUUUUUAUUAGUGAAACUUGAUUUAGUUCUCUUAUCUCCGUGACAAACACCAAGGAGCUGGUUCGGUGCGUAUCUGGAACAAUGCCAUUGUUUUUGCCUGGGCUGACUUCGGAAUAAACGAUGAAUAUAGCGUUGCGUUUGAGAGUCGGGGUUUCGCGUGAAGUUUUCCCGAUAAUGCCAGCCUGCAUAACAGCAGUUUUAUCAGUGCAGGAGAACAAGCGGCCGCAACAACUACACUGUGUUCUCAGACAUCCGUAUCAAGGCAUUAAGAAAUAUUUGUCAUUACAGUCUCAUCGAAUGAAAGUAAGAGAGAGAGAGAGAGAGAGAGAGAGAGAGAGAGAGAGAGAGAGAGAGAGAGAGAGAGAGAGAGAGAGAGAGAGAGAGAGAGAGAGAGAGAGAGAGAGAGAGAGAGAGAGAGAGAGAGAGAAGAUAUCUUUGAUGUUGGUAACACAAAGAAAGAAAAAGAGAGAGAGAGAGAGAGAGAGAGAGAGAGAUAGAGAGAGAGAGAGAGAGAGAAAGAUAGAUAGAGAGAAAGAUUGAGAGAGAGAAAGAGAGAAAGAAAGAGAGAAAGAGAAAGAAAGAAAGAGAGAGAGAGAAAGAGAGAGUGAGAGAAAGAGAGCUAAAGAGAAGGAGAAAAUCGAGAACGAAACAGAGAGAGAGAGAGAGAGAAAGAAAGAGAAACAAAGAAAGAGAAUGUCUUUUCCAUUCAAUAUUCUACGUUUCUGAACUCCUUCUACAAAUCCUGCCUAAUCCUAACCCCUAUAUAUAAAUAUAUAUAAUAUAUAACAUGCCAUGACGUCAUAUUAGAACAUUCCUCUAAACGUUUAUACCUAUACCAUCCAUGUAGGAUUUACUUGGAAACACAUCUUCUUCAAUUUUGGGGAGUUCCCAGAAGCUACGUAAGCUCUUUAUAGACCUUUGCACACGUCCCUGGCUGUAAAUCUCAACGACACUCCAAGACGGCGGGUUUCAGUCUAGCAAUAACGCUUUCUUUUGUAGUCGACCAGAGGCUGUGAGAUCUCAUCAAUAUGGCCGACGUGCCGAGCAAUAAUUCUUCGAUGGAGCUGAACGUCUACUUCACGGAGCAGCCAGUGGCUAGCCUCGAGCCCAAGUGGAAGAUACUUAUAAUCGUCGCGUGCGUCGUCGCCUCACUGGUCAUGUGCCUUCUGAUCUACGUCGUCGCUAAGCUGAAGGGACGUAGGAACCAGAAUGAAACCUAUUGGAAGCUGGCACACGACCAACCAACUUUUGGACCUAGUAAGUUUUGUUAUCUUAAUUAAUAUAUUUAACUAUGGAGCCGUUUUUUGACUGUGCCCAGAGCCCCCAAAGGCCUCGAUCCUUAAUGCACUUAAUCUAUUACAUUGUACUGACCACAAUCUUCUACUGUCCACAAUCAUGAACUGUCCACAAUCUUGAACCACUCGUAAUCUCGCACUGUGUGCAAUAUGGUACUGUCCACAAACUUGUACUGUGCACAAUCUUCUACUGUGCACAAUCGUGUGCUGUCCACAAUCCUGAACUGUCCACAACCGUGAACUGCUCGUAAUCUGGCACUGUCUGAAAUAUGGUACCGUCCAAUGUUCCCUUUUAGCUGCGCGGCUGCGCGGCCGCGCAGCUAUCUCACAGACGCCGCGCAGCAGUUUUGAGUACCGCGCAGCAAAUUUCCAUGCAAAUGUGUAGGCAGUAAAAUUGUGCGCACAAAAAAAUUGAAGCUGUAAAACUUUGCACACUACUGUAUGAUAUUGAACACGAACCAACGAACCUUAGAAGGGACAUUGGUACCGUUCACAAAUCUUGUACUGUCCACAAUCUGGUACUGUCCACAAUCUUGUGCUGUCCAUAAUCUUUAACUGUUGACGACCGGGAACUGCUCGUAAUCUGCCAUUGUCUACAAUAGGCACUGUCCACAGUCGUUUACUAUCCAUAAUCUUGUGCUGUCUCCAAUAAGUUACUUCCCAUAAUUAUGCACUGCUCAUAAUCUGGCGCAGCCAGUUGCCUGCUCUCUGGAGAAUUUCCGUCCACAAGUGCUUUAGAAUCCCCGAUUUAUUCAAGUUGUUUCAAAUUAAGUUUAUCCAAAACAGUUAGAUCACUUUGGUUCACGGACUAAAAGGCAUGCAAAUUAAACUUUUGAGAUGCCAUCACGACGUGUUAAUGUAAACACGUGUGUUCAUAUAGUGGCAAAACAGUAAAGGUCCCAGCCCAGAGGCGUCGACGCGUAACAUCCCUCACUAAUCUAAGUUAUAACAAUCAAUGUAAAAUAUGGCUUUCGACCCCCCCCACACAUACACACACCACCACCCCCCCACCCCCACUUCCCUUUACCAAAAAAAAAAAAAAGAGACACGUUUUUUGUCACUGUCAAAGCGUGUGGGGUGUAACCAGGGCCGGCGCCAGAGUAUUUGGCACCCUAGGCGAACCUGCCUCACUGCGCCCCCCCUCCACGCCCAUGGCAACUAAUUAUUUAAUUAAUAGUGCCGCCCCCUAAAAAUUUGCCGCCCUAGCCGGCCGACUAGUUCGCCUAAUGGUUAAACCUGGCCUGGGUGUAACCUAUAGGUCUACGUUUCAUGUUCGUGUACAAUUCACAUUUCUUAUUUGUGGAAAGUCUUGUCUCACGAACUCAUUUCACUACGAUAGGCUACUAAAUCGUCCGUCGGUGUAAAACAUCUGCAACACGCCGGUUUAUUUUAACACAUUAUUAAACUUUUUAAAAAAACUAAUCAUUUUCAUGAUUUUUUUUGUGUGCAGAUUUUCCAGGACCAUUCAUCCCGGAAUUUACACCCGGAAGUGUGAAAUCUUUAAAUUCUCCUACAAGAGCCGCCUCCCCCGAGAACUACAAAGGCGGCGGUCUCGGUGGGGGCCAAUGGAUCUACAAAGGAAGACAAGUUGAUUGCAAAGAUUUGUUGAUAUGACCACGAACGUGUGUCUAACAAGUGUGUCAAUGAGAACAGAACAAAAAGAUUAUGUACAACAAUGAAGCAGUUGAUCUAUUGACUUACAAGGUCACUGUGGAGUAACCUUUGAUUAGUACACCCUCGGUCAAGACAGAGAGAUUCGUCCUGCCUUCUAGAGCUCAGCUUUACUUCAGUUAAAUGCUUUGUUUGCAUGCCAUGUAAGGGGGGGGGGUCGCGAAAUUCAAAUGGUCAAGUCGGAGGAUGUGAUCCUGAGUAAUCGCUGUUUUUGGAGAUACAAUUAAGAACUAUGGACAUUUGGCUUAGGGGAAUGAAUGCAAUAGAUUUGCGUAGCUAGGGUAGGUGCCACUCGUAGCGGGAAAAGUGAGGUUUUUUUUUUUUUUUCUGACACUCUUCCCGAAAAAGACUCUGCAGUCGUUCUCAAAAUAAAGAAAAAAAGAUCCACACCCGUUGCAUAAUAACUUGGUGUUUAUGAUNCUUCAUCCAUCAAUUGAUCUAUUACUUCACCCAUUACUUCAUCCAUCAAUUGAUCUAUUACUUCACCCAUUACUUCAUCCAUCAAUUGAUCUAUUACUUCACCCAUUACUUCAUCCAUCAAUUGAUCUAUUACUUCACCCAUUACUUCAUCCAUCAAUUGAUCUAUUACUUCACCCAUUACUUCAUCCAUCAAUUGAUCUAUUGCUUCACCCAUUACUUCAUCCAUCAAUUGAUCCAUUGCUUCAUCCGUUAAUUCAUCAAUAAGUUCAUGCAUCAAUUGAUCCAUUGUUUCAUCCAUUGCUUCAUCCAUUAAAUUGAUCGAUUACUUCAUGAGUCAAUUUAUCCUUUAAUGCAGCCAUUAUUUCAUCCAUCAACUGAUCGAUUGCAUCAUCCAUUAUUGCAUCCAUUAUUUCAUCAAUGGUUUCAUCCAUUAAUUAAUCCAUUAAAUCAUCCGCAAGUUCAUCCAUCAUUUUAUCAAUUGUUUCAUUCAUUAGUUCGUCCAUCAAAAUUUAUCCAUCACUAAAUCCAUUUCUAUAUUCAUCCACUUGAUCCAUGCCAAUGAUUUUUCUAUAAUGAUUUUCUGAAUAAAAAAAAUAAAACUGC